GAGACAUUCUCUGAUAGUAUCCGAUCUGAAAUUAAAUGGUAGAAAUAAUUGAAAAUGUUCUUCGUAAAUGGUGACCAGUGACAUGUUCAUGCAAGCGGGUUUCUUACAUUGUUUUCAAAUGUUGUGUUCGUUGUUAUGCGCAAAUAGCUUUCAAGUUGCUAUUGAGGAAGCAUACGAUAUUAGCCUACUUCCUAAAACGAUUAGACUGUUUUGUUGACUUGGGGUGUUCUUGCAUUAAUCUAUCUGUUAAAACAUGGCAGACGAAGCCCUUUUUCAGUUCCUACACAACGAAGUAAUUCAGUACAUUUACAAAUCUGAUGAAAAUGAAGAAAUGGAAAAUGGAAGGUGCAUUACCAAACUGGAGAAUAUGGGCUUCAGGGUGGGCCAAGGACUGAUAGAAAGGUUCACCAAAGACACAGCUAGGUUUAAAGAUGAACUGGAUGUCAUGAAAUUCAUCUGCAAGGACUUUUGGACCAGCGUCUUCAAAAAGCAAAUAGACAACCUCAGAACAAAUCACCAAGGUAUUUAUGUUCUGCAGGAUAACAAGUUCCGGUUACUCACACAGCUCUCAGCUGGUAAACAGCAUUUAGAGCAUGCACCAAAGUAUUUGGCUUUUACGUGUGGCCUGGUGCGAGGAGGGCUUUCCAACCUUGGGGUGAAGAGUAUUGUCACAGCUGAGGUUUCUGUCAUGCCUGCCUGUAAAUUCCAAGUUAUGAUCCAGAAAAUGUAGGACCCAUCUGAAGACAACUUCUUCUCUUAAAGCCUUUUCAUAUCAGCCAAAUUGUCUUUUUUGUUUGAGAUCAAAAGCAACCCUGCAUGACUGUUGAGACAUCUUUUUUGUUUUUAAUUGGUGUAGUCUUUAUGUUGAUAAUUAUAAAAUAAACAAUGAUUGCCUUUAGUAUUUUAUUUUAUCAUGUUGAAUAUCUUAAUGUGAAAUUUUGUUAAAUUAUUUUCACUGAAUGUUGAAUAAACACCAUGGUAUUAA
Osmerus eperlanus (European smelt) is the source of this 985-nucleotide messenger RNA. It is a transcript of the gene trappc6b, whose product is annotated as trafficking protein particle complex subunit 6B. Lineage: Eukaryota; Metazoa; Chordata; Actinopteri; Osmeriformes; Osmeridae. Bases 254 to 730 code for a protein of 158 amino acids. Gene Ontology annotation, cellular component: cis-Golgi network; trans-Golgi network; TRAPP complex. Gene Ontology annotation, biological process: endoplasmic reticulum to Golgi vesicle-mediated transport; regulation of GTPase activity. The record is from RefSeq and is a predicted model, not a curated record. The transcript has 6 exons.